AAAAGAUCCGGGGCGCGUCACUAUUAUAUCACCCAUCCCGAGAGCCGUACUGUCCCCAUCCAUCAUCCCCUUGCCCAAUCCACAGCGCGAGAGUGAGGAGCUACAGAGCUAGUGCGAGCCUGGGUGAAGCAGAGCACGCCAAGAACAAGAGAAGCUGAUGGCGGUGGUGAGCGGCAACGGCGGCAGGCUGAACCCGUUGGCGGAGCCGUUCGUGCCUUACGGGGUGCGGUACCGCGGCCUGCAGACGGCGGCGGAGGCGGCGGAGCAGGAGGUGGAGGACUUCUCCCCCGAGUGGUGGCGCCUGGUCGCCGCCUCCCCGGCCUUCCGCGACCGCUGGCUCCGCGACUACGGCGCGCUCGGCCUGCUCGACGCGGACGAGGACGCGGAGGUCGUCGACAGCUUCCUCCCCGAGGAGCUCUUCUCCCCUCCGCCGCCGCGCCAAGAGAGCGCGCGGGAGGAAGGCGCGGCCGGCAAGAGGGGCGGCGGCGGGGGGCUUGAGGUGGCAGCGUGGGGGAUCGACAAGUGGUGGCGCGCGCACGGCGGCCCGCCGGAGGCCCCGAGGUACGCGGAGAAGGCGCCGCGGAGGGUGGCCAGCGGCGCCAGGGUGAGCCCCCGGCCCAUCCAGCAGCCGCGCUGAAGCGCCGAUCCAGCUCCAUCCACAGUCAGUUGCCAGAUCUUGGCGCAGGGAAAUAGGCAAAAGAUUAAAAAAAAAAGUUUCCAAUCUUUGCUUUGCUCUUGGUCUUGCGUUGUUUUGGUUCGGCUCGAGAUGAUUCACUGCGUUGUACUCCUCCCUGUGGUGUGAAUAAUCAUGAUGUAAUAACAUGCAGUGAGACUCCAGCUUUCAGUUGCA
Panicum virgatum (switchgrass) is the source of this 850-nucleotide messenger RNA. RefSeq names its product protein EARLY RESPONSIVE TO DEHYDRATION 15-like. NCBI's taxonomy places the organism in Eukaryota, Viridiplantae, Streptophyta, Magnoliopsida, Poales, Poaceae. The record is from RefSeq and is a predicted model, not a curated record. The coding region runs from base 158 to 637 and encodes 159 amino acids. The transcript has 2 exons.